CUUCAACAACCGGCGGAAGUCAACAAAACCUCAUCCCCUCCUCACCCAUCAAGCCAUUAAACCAGGCACAGAAAUCUUGUCAAAGAUCUACACCACCAGGCAGUCCUCCCAAAAUGGCCUCGCCAGCAGAGAACACCAGCGGCACAGACGCCGCCAUCACCAUGGCCUCACCAGCUCUACACGCCGCCAGUCCAACCCCAGCGGCACCCACCCCCAUCACCAACAAACCACUACCUCCUCGUCCCACGACGACAACCACAACAACCGCCACCACUAUCCCCAACGACAUCAACACCAAACCAGGCGCCAGCGUCUACAGCAAGCCCCUCAUGCUGACCACCUACGACAAAUAUGUCCUUGGAUUCAGCAUGACCUAUCUCUGGCGCUGUCCCUCGUCCACCAUCCUUGUGCCCUUCUUCCGCGAGAACUUUCGGGCCGAGAAGCACCUUGACAUUGGAGUUGGCACCGGUUUUUUUGUGGGUGAUGCUUUGGCGGAGAGACUUGCUAAGGACGAGUAUUUCAUGCCACUGGAGAGGGACCCGGAUAGUAAACUGGUCCAGCCAAAGAUUGAGAUUACGCUGAUGGAUUUGAAUGGGAUGGCGCUUGAGAAAGCGAAGGAGAGGGUAUUGGGGGUUGUUAACAACGCGAGAGUCGGCGGCAACGGCAAAAGCGGAAACGGCACGAGCGGCAACGGCAAGUCAGCGGGAAAUGGAACGAACGUGGCAGUCAACGUAACCACCAUCCAAGCCGACGUGUUAGAUGAGUCACUCACCCUGCCCGAAGGCAAGCUUUUCGGUCCGGGAUCUGCCUUGGGAACUUCGAGACAGUUCAAGUCGGUCAGCAUGUUCAACUUGCUUCACUGUCUUCCCGCUGCUCCCGAGCCGCAAGGACAAGAAAUCAAAAACCGCGCCUUCAAACUCGCAGCCGAAUGCCUAGCCGAUGACGGUGUCCUGUCUGGUUGCACGAUCCUGGGACGGAAGUACAUUUCAAGUUCGUCCCGCCCUGGUUCGUCUCGCCCGGGUUCGUCUGGCACGGGUUCGGGUUCGGGAGUGAAGAAGGGAGUUGGGCGUACAGGUAGACCUUCGGUUUUGAGCAGGAGCAUGACGUGGACGGUUAUGAAGUGGUACAAUGCGAUGGGAGUGUUUGGGAACUGGACGGAUGAGAGGGAGGGAUUCGAGAAGGGACUGAGGGAAAAUUUCGAGGUGGUGGAGACGCAUGUGGUGGGUUGUAUGCUGAUUUUUUGUGCGGCGAGGCCGAAGAGGGAGUGAACUGUAAACUGCAUACAAUGGGGAACCAUACAAAAUGUGGUGGGGUGGGACAUACGACUUGAUGGCUGGAAGGAACUGUACACCGCGCUGGUAACUGGAGCACAUAAAAUGUUCAGAUGUGUGGAAGUUUACUGGCACUAUUGAGCUUGCCUCUAUAAAAUGCUGGUCAGUAUACAGUUGGCCAAAGUCAGAGGUCACUUAGAUGGAUGCCCUCACAGGCCUGGGGAGGGCUUGAUGGAUCCUUGCUUUUUAUUGCUUUACUCAAACACAAUGCUCCAUAGGAUCAGGAUUGUACGACUCGGUAACACAAUGCCAAU
Neurospora tetraspora is the source of this 1585-nucleotide messenger RNA. RefSeq lists its product as uncharacterized. NCBI's taxonomy places the organism in Eukaryota, Fungi, Ascomycota, Sordariomycetes, Sordariales, Sordariaceae. The coding region runs from base 114 to 1268 and encodes 384 amino acids. The record is from RefSeq and is a predicted model, not a curated record. The transcript has a single exon.